AUGGAAAAUAAAAAUAAAAAACUGAUUUUUGUAAAUUUUUUGUUUAGUAAGAAACAUGGCAUGGCAGUUGAAAAUGCAAUAAAUUUUCGUGAAAUUUGUAGUCUACUUGAUAUUUCAGAAUCUUAUAAAUGUACUAUUAAUGCUUUUUUAGAUAAUGUUGAAAAGUGCACAGAUAAACAUUAUAAUGAUGCUUUAAAUCUCUUAGACACAUUUUUUUCCAAUGAAGUAAAGUCUAAUAGUUUAGUCAAUGAUUUAAUUUUCUGUAUUAUUAAUUCAAAUUUUGAUUUUCUAAAAGUGUUUAAAAGUAACAAGCUGCGAUUAGAAAAUCUACAAAUAGUUUAUGAAUCAGCAUUUAAUGAAAAUAAGCCUUUUUUAAAAGAAUUUAGUGCAAAAGAUAAAAUUAAUAAAGAAGUAAAAAAGAAUUUGUAUUCUACACCCGCUGUUACAAGAUUUGCGCCCGAACCUUCUGGUUGUCUCCAUAUUGGACAUCUUAAAGCUCUGUUGGUGAAUUAUAAUCUUGCGGAAAAAUCUAAUGGCACACUUUUGUUAAGGUUUGAUGAUACAAACCCAGUAAAGAAUUACGAAAAAUAUGAAAAAGAGAUACUUAGAGAUUUAGAUACACUUGGUAUUACUGGUCUUAAGAUUUCACAUAGUAGUGAUUAUUUUGAGUUGUUAGUUGAUGAAGCUGUUUCUUUAAUUAAUAAAAAUUUAGCGUAUGUUGAUAACACAGACCAAGAAACAAUGAGGAUCGAGAGAUUUGAAGGAAUAGAAUCUAAAAUGAGAAAUAUAAAUAAUUCCGAAAGUCUUAAAAUUUUUAAAGAAUUAUUGCAAGGCCGUGCGCCAGGAUACUGUCUUAGAGCUAAGAUUGAUAUGUCUAAUCCCAAUAAAUCGAUGAGAGAUCCAGUAAUUUAUAGGGCUAGUGAUAAAAUGCAUGGAAGAUGCAAAUUGUAUAAAGCUUUUCCUACAUACGAUUUUGUGUGUCCUAUUGUUGAUUCUAUUGAGGGGGUGACUGUUGUCUGCAGAGCGAAUGAAUAUAAAGACAGAAAUGAGCAAUAUAAAUGGUUUUUAGAAAAUUUAAAAUUAGAAAAUAAACCAGAAUUUAAUGAUUUUUCUAAACUUAAUUUAGAGGAUACUGUUUUAAGUAAAAGAAAAAUAGAUAAAUUAAUAAGUGAUUCAUUAGUCACUGGAUGGGAUGAUCCACGUCUAGCAACUAUACAAGGAAUAAAGAGACUUGGUAUGCAUAUGACAGCUCUUAAAGAUUAUAUUAAUUUACAAGGAGCUUCUAAUAAAACUAAUGUUAUAUCGUGGGAUAAAAUAUGGGCUAUGAAUAAAAAGGUAAUUGAUCCGCUUAGUCCAAGAUUCAUGGCAGUAGAGAAGAUAAACUGUAUUAGAGUGUUUAUCACUAACUUUGAAGGAUUAAAAUACACUAAAAAUAUUCCUUUAAACAAGAAAAAUACAUCAUUGGGUUCUAAAGACGUUCUUUUUAGUGACACUCUGCUUUUUUCACAGGAGGAUGGUUUUGUUCUUAAAGAAAAUGAAGAGUUUACACUUAUGAACUGGGGGAAUGCGAUAGUAGAAAAGAAGGUAGUAGAAAACAGUAUUGUUACAGAAUUAUACAUAAAACUUCAUUUAGAAGGAGAUUAUAAAUCUACCACCAAUAAAAUAUCUUGGGUAUCAGAAUCAGGUGCUGUUACUGCUACUGGAAUAGAAUAUGGUAACCUUUUAGUCAAUGAAGAAUUUAAUAUUAAUAGUAAGAUAGAUAAACAAUACUAUGUUGAGUCAUCUAUUACAAAUUUAUCUACUGAUAUGAAGCAUGUACAAUUUGAAAGAAUAGGGUUUUUUUAUUGUGAUAGCCCUUGUGUCUUCCAUUUAGUACCUUUUACUAAACAGAAAAGAACCUAUUAA
Molecule: messenger RNA, 1905 nt
Organism: Vairimorpha ceranae
Lineage: Eukaryota; Fungi; Microsporidia; Nosematidae
Product: glutamyl trna synthetase
Exons: 1
Coding region: 1-1905 (634 amino acids)
Biological process (GO): glutamyl-tRNA aminoacylation; translation
Cellular component (GO): cytoplasm; methionyl glutamyl tRNA synthetase complex; cytosol
Molecular function (GO): ATP binding; glutamate-tRNA ligase activity
Source: RefSeq, a predicted model, not a curated record